AUGAACUAUCAGAAAAUAAAGUCAGUGUGUUAUCGGCUUUCCGUGGUUAGUCAAUACUUUUUCUUCAAAUUAAUCGGAUUGUCGCCUUGGUCAAUCGACGCUUCUGAAAUAAUUUGCAGAAACCGAAGAAUUGAAAGUCACAAUUUUAAAUGCAGUUUUUCAUACGUUGGAAUUUGUUACAAUCUUUUAUUUAUAACUGUCACUUUAAUAGUGUACAAUAUUUUGUAUAUUUUCUAUUCAUCGCUAAUUAGUGGCCUAGAACAUGCGAGAACAUUUGAAGUACCUUUUUCGUUUUUGUCAAUGCUAUGUGUAAUUUCAAUAAUAGUGAUUUACAUGAUUCGGCAGAAGUUAUUAAUUAAUUUAAUCAACAAUCGGCUACAAAUGGUGGACAAAAAUCUAAGUAGUUGCGCCGAUUACGACAUCAAAUAUGAUUACACCAAUGAUUUGAUAUUUUACACAAAUUUAUUCUUUAUAAGUUCCAUACUGCUAGCACUGCAAUUGUACCGCAAGUCAGUUCCAAUAAUUAUUUUUAUGAAUUUACCCAAUUUUUUAAUAAUUUGGCCUCUGAUUCAUUAUUUAAUGUUUAUAAAUAUGAUAAAAUUACGAUUUGAGGGGAUCAAUUCAACACUUUUAAAACUAGGAACUUACGAAAGUAAAAUACUGCGUUCCCGCGAAUUAGUUUUGAAUGAUAUUUCAAGCUUAAAACGCGCAUAUGUGGAAAUUUGUAAAGGAUGUGAUGAUAUCGUUAGUUUUUUUGGAAUUCCUGUUUUCAUUGUCAUUUUCAUCCAAUCGGUCAGAUCAGUUCGUAACUUAUACUUCAUAACAAUUGAAUUAAUCACAUCUUUGAAAAUUAAGUUUAUAAUUUGCUUUGCUAUAUCCGGCGUAUUGCAUACUACAAUUCUCUUUAUACUUUUGACAACUGCAGUAACUAAAGUGAUUAAACAGAAUAAAGAAACUUUGAGAAUUAUAAACUUGCUAAGAGAUCGAUUUUAUAUGGAUGAAGAAAUAUUCGAAAACCUGCUAAAGUUUUCUUCUCAUUUGACGUACCUGACCGUUGAAUUUACCUGCUGUGAUAUCAUACCACUAGAUCGCACUUUUUUGGCAAUGAUUUAUGGUACUACGGCAACGUAUUUGGUGAUUGCUGUUCAAUUCUACAUCAAUGCAGUUACCCAUUAAU
Messenger RNA from Cotesia congregata, 1177 nucleotides. The record is from the annotation of a GenBank genome assembly. NCBI's taxonomy places the organism in Eukaryota, Metazoa, Arthropoda, Insecta, Hymenoptera, Braconidae.